Molecule: messenger RNA, 699 nt
Organism: Lingula anatina
Lineage: Eukaryota; Metazoa; Brachiopoda; Lingulata; Lingulida; Lingulidae
Product: importin subunit alpha-3-like
Biological process (GO): protein import into nucleus
Cellular component (GO): cytoplasm
Molecular function (GO): protein binding; nuclear import signal receptor activity
Source: RefSeq, a predicted model, not a curated record
CAACAGAGACUGAGGAGAGCAGAAGUUACUGUUGAACUGAGAAAGAACAAAAGAGAAGAACAUCUAAGAAAGAAAAGGAACGUGCCCCAACAUGAAAACAGUACUGACUCUGAUGAUAAUGACAAACCUUUGAUGAAUCAGUCCUUAGAAACAAUAGUUCAGAAUGCUGCCAGCCCAGAGCCCGGUGUCCAACUCAGUGCUGUACAAGCUGCUAGAAAACUGCUGUCCAGUGACAGGAACCCUCCCAUAGAUGACCUGAUUUCUUCUGGAAUUUUGCCCAUUUUAGUCCAUUGUUUGAGCUGUGCUACCAAUCCCUCGUUACAGUUUGAAGCUGCUUGGGCGCUCACAAACAUUGCUUCAGGUACCUCUCAGCAAACACAAGCUGUGGUGGAAGCUGGUGCUGUCCCGUUAUUUUUAAGGCUUUUAGAAUCUCAACAUCAAAAUGUAUGUGAGCAAGCUGUCUGGGCCUUAGGAAAUAUCAUUGGUGAUGGUCCUCAUUGCAGAGACUAUGUCAUAGGUCUAGGCGUGGUCAAGCCUCUACUAGCCUUCAUCAACCCUGCAAUCCCUCUCUCCUUUUUACGCAAUGUCACGUGGGUCAUCGUCAACCUGUGUCGCAACAAAGACCCAGCGCCACAUGUUGACACGAUUAAGGAACUCUUGCCGGCGUUACUAAUCCUUAUUCAUCAUACAGAUACAAAU